CAAUCAAACAAUAACAACGACUUCUUUAAUCCUAUAACCAUCUUCAAUCCCCUCCCAUCCGGCCCGACCGCUUCCAAAGCCUUCUCCCUAAGCCGGCCCACAUUCUCCCUCAUCCCCUCGUCCGACAACACGCGCCCCAACACCUCGGCCGUACUCCCGUCCUCCCCGAAAACCCCUCCCGGGACCCCAACCCCUAUCCUCCACGUGUCCUCCACCAUCCUCCCGUUCAACCUCUGGUCCCCGAAAAACGGGCGGCACACCAUCGGCACUCGGCCCGCGAUGCUCUCGAGUAUCGAGUUCCAUCCGCAGUGCGUCACGAAUGCCCCCACGCUACCGUGCCCCAGAACCCUCGGCUGUGGGGCCCACGGGACGAUCCUCCCGAACCCGCCCGCCGUCCGCCCGACGAACCCCUCGGGAAGCGCGUUUUUGGCCCCGUCGUUGAGUGACCAUAGGAACGGGGCCCGGAGGGCCUCGAGGGCCCGCGCGAGAGCCCGUAGCUCGGGCUCGGGAGGCACGGCGACCACGACCGAUUUGGGCGUGUCUCGGAACUGGUCAAGCCACGGGAGGCACUCGGUGGGGUCGGCGGUGGUGUCGUUGGGGGACGUGAGGAGAGUGGUGGGGCCCACGUUGAGGAAGUGGCGGAACUUGCGGCGGAGGUCGGCGGUGAUGGCCGGGUCGAUCUCGUCGAAGGAGUUGAGGACGAUCGCCGAAGAUUUCGGAAGGUUCCGGACCAUGUUGCCGAUGGUCAGGGCGAGGGGGGACGGGUUGUCGACGUCGAGGAAAAUCUCGGGCGGGAGGUCGGCUAGGCGAGCGUUUUCGAGUCCCGGGAUGAAG
Striga asiatica is the source of this 834-nucleotide messenger RNA. NCBI's taxonomy places the organism in Eukaryota, Viridiplantae, Streptophyta, Magnoliopsida, Lamiales, Orobanchaceae. The record is from the annotation of a GenBank genome assembly.